Molecule: messenger RNA, 2102 nt
Organism: Linum tenue
Lineage: Eukaryota; Viridiplantae; Streptophyta; Magnoliopsida; Malpighiales; Linaceae
Source: the annotation of a GenBank genome assembly
CUUUCUCUAUAAGAAAGGACAAAUCCCACCUACAUCGUCUAUUUAUUUAGUUCGUUUCGUGCUCGUUAAUCCAGACCACCACCACAUCUUGAUAUAUUUCCCCCUUUUCGAUUUCUCUCCACGCCGUAGGAAAAAUUGAAGAGCGGACUCCGAGAUCGCCACAAAUCGCCGAUCUCCGCUUUCAAGCGAAUUUAAUUUUGCCGUCGUAAUGGCUUCUGCAGCCACUAUGGUAUACGACCUGAAGCGGUUGUCGGAGUCGUCGCCGCCGCCGCCCAUCCUCCAAUCCAUCGAGGAGGAGGACCCCUACGCCAAGCUGAAAUCUCUGCAGCGUCAACUUGAGUUCAUCGAAAUCCAGGAGGAGUAUGUCAAAGAUGAGCAGAAGAAUCUCAAGCGCGAGCUCCUCCGGGCGCAGGAAGAGGUCAAGCGGAUCCAGUCGGUGCCGUUGGUUAUCGGGCAGUUCAUGGAGAUGGUCGACACCAACAACGGUAUCGUUGGGUCGACCACCGGCUCGAACUACUAUGUGAGGAUUUUGAGCACGAUUAAUCGGGAGCUGUUGAAGCCGUCGGCUUCCGUCGCUUUGCACCGCCAUUCGAAUGCCCUUGUCGAUGUGUUGCCUCCUGAGGCCGAUUCGAGCAUCUCCCUGCUCAGUCAGUCGGAGAAGCCCGAUGUUACAUAUAAUGUAGAUAUUGGAGGAUGUGACAUUCAAAAGCAAGAAAUUCGUGAGGCUGUGGAGUUGCCGCUGACUCAUCACGAGUUGUACAAGCAAAUCGGUAUAGACCCACCUCGAGGUGUGCUGCUCUAUGGUCCCCCUGGUACUGGGAAAACUAUGCUCGCUAAGGCUGUUGCAAAUCAUACUACAGCAGCUUUCAUUAGAGUUGUUGGGUCUGAGUUUGUGCAGAAGUAUCUGGGAGAGGGGCCACGCAUGGUUCGGGAUGUCUUUCGUCUUGCCAAAGAGAACGCACCUGCAAUUAUUUUCAUCGAUGAAGUGGAUGCUAUUGCCACGGCUAGGUUUGAUGCACAGACAGGAGCUGAUAGGGAAGUUCAGCGUAUUCUGAUGGAGCUCUUGAAUCAGAUGGAUGGGUUUGACCAGACUGUUAAUGUCAAAGUCAUAAUGGCAACUAAUCGUGCUGAUACUCUGGACCCUGCACUCCUUCGUCCUGGAAGGCUGGACAGGAAAAUUGAGUUUCCUUUGCCUGAUAGGAGACAGAAGAGGCUGGUCUUCCAGGUCUGCACCUCUAAGAUGAAUCUUGGUGACGAGGUGGAUUUGGAGGAUUAUGUGUCAAGGCCAGAUAAAAUUAGCGCUGCUGAGAUUGCAGCCAUCUGCCAAGAAGCAGGGAUGCACGCAGUACGUAAGAACAGAUACGUGAUACUUCCCAAGGACUUUGAGAAGGGUUACCGUUCGAAUGUGAAGAAGCCAGACACCGACUUCGAAUUCUACAAGUAGAAGAAACAAAGGACCACUUGUACCUGCUGAUGUGGAUGGAUCGACUUAAAUUAUUUUGUUGAAUCAGGAAGGAUCAAGGGAGCCCCGUCGCUUUUGCAGAAAAAAAAAAUCAACUGCUGCUAGUGCAAGUUUGUGACCAUAGAGUGGGGAACUUUGUGUUGGGCAAACUUUUUUGCCUGCGGGUAGGGUUUAUUAGAAGUAAAAUGCUUUCAGACUUUCAGUUGCUGAAUUUCAUACCAAGCUGUGUCACUUAUUGGAAAGUCUUGCCACCUGCUGUACCAUUUGAUUUAGUUUGCUCUUAUCACAUUGUUGCUGUGCCUUAUUUAUACGAUUGGCACCUCGGAUAUGGCAGCAUUUCUAUUUCCUUUUACUGCAAAAGUGUAGCAGGAACUUGGCAUUUCUUCUCUGUUGAAUCCAUGCUUAUGCACUUGCUGAUCACUACAAGAAGAACGGCUUGCAGCUUGCGGGUUUGAUUCCAGAUUCCGUUGUCAGGUGAAACCUGGGGAUAACGCUGUUGGUAGUCGUGUUUUCUUCUUGUCAUCUUUCCGUGCCUGUCAAUUUGACGGGUAGAAUAUUUUGAAGUGCCUGUAAUGUAAGGGCGCCAGAAAGGUUGGUUUUUCGGAAGGAUCAAUAGCCUUACAAUGAUUAUAGAAAUGGA